AGACGGUCGAGAAUUCACGGGCAAGCGCAAACACAAACAUAAUCUCUGAGACAUGCCAGAUUAUUUCCUCCUUCAUCGUCCCCAUCACCGCCGUGUCGUUUCACGUUAAGAAAAUCCGUGGAUGCUGACGAACGGCAACUGAGAGAAAAAAAAAAGCCCUUUUGAUAAGCUAGGCGCUUUUUUUUUUUUUUUUUUUUUUUUUGGUUUUUGUUUUUGUUUUUUUGGUUUUUUUCAUCAUCUGAUUGUACGGUCACCUUGCGAUUCAAUCCCAAAAAAGCGAAAGCAGAGAGAAAAAUGGCUCAAGAUUCUGAGAAGAAGUUCCAUUCGAUCAUGGACAAGCUUUUUUACGCUCCCAAAUCCAUCCCUAACUCCUCCUCCAGUAGUGGUACUUCGAAUUCAAAAACUUCGAGGGGUAAAAAGCGUGCAAAUCCGUCGUCUGCACUCGCCUUAGUAGAACCGACUUCGAGUGGUAAUGCAUUCGAGCCUUCCUCUCAGGCUCCGUUGUGUAGGCCAUGGGACCGUGGAGAUCUUAUGAGGAGGUUAGCCACAUUCAAGUCCAUGACUUGGUUUGCUAAACCUGAGGUAGUAAGUGCUCUAAAUUGUGCUAGGAGAGGUUGGAUCAAUGUAGAUACAGAUAUCAUAGCCUGUGAAUCAUGUGGGGCACGUCUUCUCUUUUCAACUCCUUCAUCUUGGAAUCAGCAGCAAGUUGAGAAGGCAGCCUUGGUAUUUAGCUUAAAGCUGGACAAUGGGCACAAAUUACUUUGUCCUUGGAUUGACAAUGCAUGUGAUGAAAUGCUGGGACAGUUUCCGCCCACACCACACCCAGUUUUAGUUGAUAAAUUCAGAGAACGUUGCUCUGUCCUCUUGCAACUUUUCGCUCUUCCUUUGAUUUCAUCUUCAGCCAUUGACUGCAUGAGAGUUCCUGAACUCGAGCAAUUUCUUGAUCAAUCUGUAGAAUGUGGCAAUGGUUCUGCCAAAAGUUUAACAACAGAAUAUCUUGGCAGCGAAUGUGAUUCUGCAAAGCUGUAUUAUCAGGCACAAAAGCUUAUAAGUCUAUGUGGCUGGGAACCUCGCUUACUACCAUAUUUUGUUGACAAAGAGAUUAGAUCAAAUCAUUCUGUUUUGAAGGCAAACGUUUGUGACUCAUCUGAUAUUGUUUCUGAUACACAGAAUCCUAGAAAUGAAGAGCGUAUGUUAGGAGAUGAAAAUUCUGAAGUUCCUAAUUUUGAACUAUCUGAUCCCAAUUCUGUUGUUCUAGAUUGCAGGCUUUGUGGAGCCACUGUAGGAUUAUGGACCUUCUCUACAGUUCAGCGGCCAAUGGAAUUUUUCCAAUUCGUUGGACAUACAGAGCUAGGGACUGAAAACCAUUCUGUAAUCCAUGAUUCAGGCAUUGAAAAUCAUACUGAAAAUAGGAGAGAUGUUAUAAGUGGUGGUUUAGAAGGUGCAACAUUGUCUAAAGAAAGACUUUCAAACUUAAAUUUGACAAUUGCAGGAGGUCCUCCACCGACAAAGCAGAACUUUAAAGCAACUAUUUCUUUGCCUCUUAUAGGCCGGAAUUUAAGGGCUCGGUUUUCUUAUGAUUCUGAAUUUAGGGACCGUAUACUUUUUAACCAAGAAAAAAGUCAUGCCAGUGAAAAAGGUGAUGCUCAUAGCAAGGAGAAUGACAAAAAUAAGUCAGUGGAAGGAACAGAUGUUAUUGGACAAACAGUUCGUCCUGAUGAUGGCAUGCAUGAUUUCUUAAUGGGAAGUAUUUGUUCACAAAUUGAAACACAAGAAAGUUGCCAGGGUGAUAUUAUGUUGUCUGAAAAUGUGGCUAAUGUUGGAUCUAACAACUUGUCAGGAGAAGAUCUUGAUAAUUCUCAUGUUCAAAACUCUUCUCUUAUGACCCCUAAUGACAGUGAUACCAAUAUAAUGGGUGAAAAUGACAGAAACCACUCCUCUUUAAAUGUUUCAUCUGGCAAUGGCAAUGUGCUACAUAUUUUAGGGAGCAAUGUAGUGGAUGGUAAAGAUACUUCUUUAGCUGGCCAUCAAGAGUCUUUAUCUGUUCCAUCUUGUUUGGAAACCAAUGUAGAUGUUGAAAAAACCAGUACUGAUAACCAGGCCACCACAGCUGUGGAAGCCAAUAGCCAGGAGGAUAUUGGAGGCAGAUUGCAGACUCCUGCCAAAAAUGAACUUGUGGUUUUUGGUACUGGUAAGGAUCAUAAACAAGUUCCAGUGGAAAAAGCAAUGGAGUUUGAUCCCAUCAGGCAGCACAGACAUUUUUGUCCUUGGAUUGCAUCAACAGGCAAUGUGACACCUGGAUGGCGACAAACAUUAUAUGCUUUACAACGAGAGAAAGGAUUUUCACCUUCUCCACCUAAGAAUUCACCUUCUUCAGCAUCCAUAAUUAAGGUGGAUGAUCCAGUCACUUCGGUUAGAAAGCUCUUCAUGUCUCCGUCUCCAAAAAGAAUGAAGCGCACACUUAUGGUGGCCCAAAGUUCUGAGAAGUAGUGAAAUGCUUGCAAGCUUUAACACAAAGCAUCUCUUUCUUGGCUAUAAUCAAUUUGGAACCGUUGGAAGUGUUCUGUUUGUUGUUAAUUACAUCCAUUUUGGAAGUUCUCUCACUUACUGCCAAACUCAGCUUUAAAGUAAAGCUGGAAUUUUCACCUUUGCAGGGGGAAACUUCCGAUUUGAAGCAUAUGAUGUUGAGGCUUUUGAAGGAAUAUAAAUGAAUUAAUUGCACUACAUGAAGUGUUUCUCUUCUAACAAAAAAGAAAGGGAAGAAAAUGGGUUGUGAACAGAGUCUACUCCAGCAAGCCACAAUUUGUGACCACCACCUUUGAGUAAGGGCGGUUGAAACCUCUUUCUGCUACAACGGCUCUUUUGUCACCUAUCAGCUUUGCCACCCUUUCACGAGACAAAAGUUGGUCGUUAGUAUGACUUUUUGGUCAAGAGCGGAAAAUCAUUGGCAAUCAUGAUAGCUGAUGAAUAUUUUCCAGGGGCAUUGGCUUAGAAACAAUCAAUUUUAGCAUUUGUAAAAUAGGGUAAUGCACUCGUGAUACAGUUAUCAUUAUAAUUUUGCUGUAAGUUUGGCUACUUUGGUGCAUGAUGUGAAAUGCAUGAGUUUGCUUAGUAUUUUCUUUUAUGUAAUGAUAUGAAACCAGACAAAUCUAUCUAAAUUUUUAUAGAAUAUAAUUUGGAAUGGAAUGGGAAUGCAUAUUUAAGAAUCAA
Ziziphus jujuba (common jujube) is the source of this 3210-nucleotide messenger RNA. RefSeq lists its product as uncharacterized. Gene Ontology annotation, molecular function: zinc ion binding. The coding region runs from base 295 to 2490 and encodes 731 amino acids. The transcript is spliced from 7 exons. Lineage: Eukaryota; Viridiplantae; Streptophyta; Magnoliopsida; Rosales; Rhamnaceae. The record is from RefSeq and is a predicted model, not a curated record. Gene Ontology annotation, cellular component: nucleus.